AAGAGAAAUGGAAAUCGUGGAUAUGAGAUCCGAGGAAAUCAAACGCGUCCAAGAGGAAAAACCGAUCUUAUGACGCGAAGAAGAGAACAGCAUCAUCUCUCAUCGUGAGCUGCUGCCUCUUCGCGGCGAUGGCGGAGUGCGUAGGAGCUCUCGCCCCUAUCCACAGGAUACUCUCUUUACCGCUAUGCAGGAGCCACGGAAGGCACAUGCGUGGCCCCUGUUGUCCUUUCUUUCCAUCUGUUCGACAUGGUUUUCUACCAAUCGCUUCAACGACUCUCUCAUUUUCUCCUUCUGGGUCUUCUGUUUCAGUUGUCCUCGCUGCGGCUUCUGGACAAUCAAGCACUGAAAGCGCCUCAGAAACGCCUGAAUGGGCCAUCCAAGAGUUUUAUACACUGAGGAAGGAUGUAGAAACUACGAAGAAACGUGUAGAAGAAGUUACAGAAUCUGCUGGCAUGGAGCAACUGGAAACUGAGCUUGUUAAUCUGGAAGAAGCAGCUGCUGAUAGUUCUCUCUGGGACAACCCUACGAAAGCACAAGAAACUCUACUUUCCUUGAAUGAUAUCAAAGAAAAAAUUAAACUGCUUUCUGAAUUCAAAUCUAAGGUUGAAGAUGCAGAAAUGAUUGUCAAUCUAACGGAGGAGAUAGAUUCCAUAGAUACUGCGCUUCUUGAAGAAGGCUCUAAAAUUAUUCGGGAGCUGACCAAGUCAUUGGAUCGUUUUGAGUUGACCCAGCUGCUCUCUGGACCAUAUGAUAAAGAAGGUGCUGUUCUUACUGUUACUGCUGGUGCUGGCGGUACUGAUGCUCAGGAUUGGGCUGACAUGCUUCUGAGAAUGUACAUACGAUGGGGAGAGAAACAGAGAUACAAAACAAGAGUGGUUGACAAGUCUUUGGGUGAGGAAGCUGGAAUAAAGUCUGCUACUGUUGAGAUUGAAGGCCGUUUUGCCUAUGGUUACUUGUCAGGCGAGAAAGGAACACACCGUAUUGUUCGGCAGUCUCCUUUUAAUGCUAAAGGACUUCGUCAGACAAGUUUUGCUGGAGUCGAGGUCAUGCCUCUUCUUCCUGAAGAGUCGCUGGAUGUUGAAAUACCAGAGGAUGAUCUGGAGAUAAGCUACUCAAGGGCCGGUGGUAAAGGAGGCCAAAAUGUGAACAAGGUUGAAACAGCCGUUCGUAUCGUUCACAUUCCAACAGGCAUUAUGGUUCGUUGCACUGAAGAGAGAUCCCAACUUGCAAACAAGAUCAAAGCUUUGAGCAGAUUGAAAGCGAAAUUGCUAGUGGUAGCUGAGGAACAACGUGCAUCUGAGAUCAAUCAAAUAAGAGGUGAUGCAGUCAAGGCGGAAUGGGGUCAGCAGAUAAGGAACUAUGUAUUCCAUCCAUACAAGCUUGUGAAAGAUGUGCGCACGAGUCAUGAGACAUCUGACAUAGUAAGUGUCAUGGAUGGAGAGCUGGAUCCUUUUAUCAGGGCUUACCUUAAAUUUAAAUACAACAAAAGCUCAGCUGCCAGCAUCACAAAGUGAUGUAAAUUUCUACGUGCACAUCUUUCGUUUUGUAUGCAGACGUUUCUGCUCUUCCUUCCUUUGGAUUGCCGGGCGAUUCUGUCUAGUGCAUUUUUUCAUCUAAAUCUUCGUGAUGUCAGGUAAGAUGCACGCCGACACAUUAUAUAUGCAUGUGUAUCCAGAAUGGUGAUCAAGCAUCUUACAGAUUUUGGUUUA
Nymphaea colorata (pocket water lily) is the source of this 1709-nucleotide messenger RNA. Its product is annotated as peptide chain release factor PrfB1, chloroplastic. Gene Ontology annotation, biological process: translational termination. The record is from RefSeq and is a predicted model, not a curated record. NCBI's taxonomy places the organism in Eukaryota, Viridiplantae, Streptophyta, Magnoliopsida, Nymphaeales, Nymphaeaceae. The coding region runs from base 129 to 1514 and encodes 461 amino acids. Gene Ontology annotation, molecular function: translation release factor activity, codon specific. Gene Ontology annotation, cellular component: cytoplasm. The transcript has 7 exons.